This is a messenger RNA of Bufo bufo (common toad), 1518 nucleotides long. It is a transcript of the gene ANKRD22, whose product is annotated as ankyrin repeat domain 22. The record is from RefSeq and is a predicted model, not a curated record. Lineage: Eukaryota; Metazoa; Chordata; Amphibia; Anura; Bufonidae. The transcript has 6 exons. Gene Ontology annotation, molecular function: protein binding. Bases 186 to 761 code for a protein of 191 amino acids.
AGCAGCGAUUCCUUCACACAGGAUGUUUCACACUUCCACCUAGUAUCGAUAUAUAUUGUACUAUGUAAAGUCUUACUCCAUUUUUUUUUUCUUUUAUUGUUCUUUUAUUACAUAAAGUCAGUCGACGGUGAGGAGUGGGGAUCUUUAAAGUUACAGAUCAAGAAUUAUCAAGAUCUACAGAGGACAUGGGAAUUCUGUACUCUGAGCCGAUCUGUCAAGCCGCCUAUGAAAAUGACCUAGAUGAAGUGCAACUACUCGUAAAAGAAGAUCCUACUGUCCUUAAUGUGAAGGAUAGCUUUGGUGGAGACACACCACUCAUAUGUGCCUGUCGAAAAAGCAAUAUUCAAAUAAUCAAUUACUUACUACACAUGAAAGCUGAUAUCAACCUGACAAAUAAUAAAGAAAGGACCUGUUUGCACUACGCUGUGAGGAAAAGGUUCACAUUCCUCGACUACUUGAUGAUUGUGAUCUUGAUGCCUGUUAUGCUUAUUGGAUACAUGAUCAUGAUAUCAAAGACCAAACAAAAUGAAAGACUGAUUAGACUUUUACUGAACGCAGGUGUCAAUGUCAACGCCACAGAUUAUGAGGGGAACACAGCCCUCCAUUAUGCUUGCAAGAUGAAAAAUCAAAGUAUAGUACCGAUUCUCCUGGAAGCCAAAGCUGAUCCCUACAUUAAAAAUAAGGACGGGGAAACCUCCAUUGAUAUUGCCAAGAGAUUAAGAUUCCAAAAAAUCAUGCACUUGAUGAAAAAGUCUUCAUAAUACUGAAGGAAACAAGUUUUCCCAUUACUCUGGCACUUAAAUGAGCACAAAACUGGUAGUAAAGAAGCGGGUUUACAUUACUUCCAUUGACUGUAUUAUUAAUGGCGUCCGGAACAACACUGAUAGGGAUAUUUAUAGCUUUGUCUCCAUUGUAAUAUUAUUGACAGGUAGUUUAUUGUAAAAAUAAAUUGUAUACUUGGUGUUACACAUUAUAAAAGUAUUAAUAAAAACUGUAACAAGAACUGGAGAUCAGUCAGUUAUGUAGAGUUGUAGAGUUUAUUCUUGGGUCUUUUCGGGGCAGUGCUGGGGAUUGGGAUAUGACUGACCAGGGGCGUAGCUAAAGGCUCAUGGGCCCUGGUGCAAGAGUUCAGCUUGGGCCCCCUUCCCUCAGUGCUUUGUGGCCAGGGGCAGGGAGCACUUUGUGCUGUCUGAGGCAAAAAUUGAAACAGCACCCCUUCCCCAUGCCAAAUUCUUGAUCUAACCCCUUCUCUUUAUCCAAAGGUAUAACUCUGUGCCCCAGUGCAAAAUCUAUGAAAGAGCCUUCCCAGCAUGCACUAUAGUACCAGUGUCUUCAUAUACGGCACAAGGGUCUUUGGGCCCCCUCAGGCUCUUGGGCCCAGUAGCGACUGCUACCUCUGCACCCCCUAUAGGUACACCCCUGACUGAGUUAUAUAUGGUAAAUCAAUCACUCUUCUGUUUACUGCAUCAUCACACUGCAGUGCAAAUUUUAGGUUAAUACUAGCUGAAGGACCCAUCU